Molecule: messenger RNA, 2634 nt
Organism: Haliotis rubra (blacklip abalone)
Lineage: Eukaryota; Metazoa; Mollusca; Gastropoda; Lepetellida; Haliotidae
Exons: 8
Coding region: 66-872 (268 amino acids)
Source: RefSeq, a predicted model, not a curated record
UUAAGGGUCUUCCUAACGUCGCUGCAGUCUCGGUGGUUGCCAACAGUAACCAGCUAACUAUACAGAUGAGAUAUGUAUCUGGACACAGACAAGACCCUCGUGACAAACUCAGGUCAACCAACAGUUUAAGGGUGUUUCUGCAAUCCAGUGCAACCAUCUUCCGUCCUGACAACACUUCCUGCCUCGUGGAUGUGUCAACACCUCGUGUCUGCGACAUCGACAAACGAACUUGUCAAGAUAAAUGUGUUGACAUCGGGGUGAACGCCACCUACAGCCCAUGUUCCAUAUACAACGUCACAGGGGACUGUCGUGACGGGUACUGCUUAGAUAACAACACCGAAGCAAUUUGCAGAUGCCCAUCAACCCACAGCGGUGAGUUUUGUCAGUACCUGGCAUCACACAACCCAAGACCCACCACUCCACCAGAAGAUGACCGUCUUGUCGUCAUCCUUGUUCCUGUAGUCGUCAUGGCUGUAGUCGCCCUUCUAGCAACGUGCUGUGGACUGGCAAUGUACAGGAGACGUCGUCGUCAACGACGACGUCGUAUCCCGUUUGACGAUAGCGCUUCCUUCACCAUGCCCACAAGUACCUUCCUGCCUCGGUAUACCCGCAACUGGCGCCAGUUCUCUGACUUCGGCAGCAUGUCCAGCAUGGGAGACGCCGAUAUAGAGGCGCCCUCGUUCCGCGGCUUCGACUACCCAAUCAUCUACCCCCACGACGCCGAUGAAGACGUCACUGACGUGUUUUCCAGGCACAGCUCAGACGCCUCCGUGGUUAACCCGGUGUGGUACUUUGAUGCUUUGGAUCCCAAUCAUGACUUUCGAAUAGACAGACCUGUAGUGCAACCAACGCCAUUAACACCGUACCUGUAACUUUCGACCACGCAAUGACUGGAUGAUACAAGGCAUUUUGCCAAUAUUAGGCAAAAGGCAAAAGUGACGAGUGUAUAUGAACGAGAUUUCACCUCCCGGAAAUGGUAAACUGACUCCCCAAACGAUGAUGACGUCACAGACGUUGCUCCCGGUCGACCGAAGUCGAAGAUACACAAUCCCAAUGAUCACCCAUAUGAAUGCAAUGGUACAUUAUUACGUCACAGACAGUUGCUAUUCUCCAACCAAGCUCCGAUCACAGCUACAACAUUCCGGUGACAAAGCGACCGCAGUGUCAGCAAUAAUCGGAACAAUUCACAAAAAGGAUGUGAGCCUACUUAUCCACUGAUUGUAAAAGUCACUACGUGUCUGUGAGUCUGUGCAUACGUCCCAGAUGUCGCCAGGAGGAAGUCCACGUGUCUGGAACUAUGUGAUUGUGGGGCCCAGCCCAAGGUUGGCAGCAUGCGACGUGGAAAGGGAAAUACUAACUGCAUCCCCUCUCAAUAUGUCUUGAUUCAUGGAGGAAACAAUUCAGUUGGCAUAAAAGCAAAAUAUUCGCGGACAUUAUGUGCUUAGAUCGCUGAAAUCAGUGACGACACCAGACGUUCUUGAAAAUGUUGAUCGUGUCCACCGGUAGCACUCCCCAUGCACGUGGUGUAUUCUCGACAGCUACUUACCUAAACAUAUUGAUCAGCGUACAGCACUGAACAACCCGCCCAUCGAUACGACGUGCACUCAACAGAACAGUCACGCGUUGCACUAAAGACGAGUAAUCUGAUUUUCCAUAAUGUAUAUGUACACUUAUUUAUAUGACACUUCCAGUGUUUUGUCUGUGUCAGACCGCCCAGUUAAUUCAGGAAUAGCAUGAUCUGUUAGUCGUUAUAGGAGAUAUCAACUGGAUGUUAAAAUCAAUAUCAUGACAUUAUCAUUUGUUGAGGGAUCUUAUGAACUGAUCGAAUGGUGAUAUAAAUAAGUUUGUUCGAAAGUCGACAUCGCUACAUUUUCAUCUGUUGAUAUAACUAUGCUCUGGUAGACUAUUGACAUGUUUAUUUUGUUUCUCGUGGAUUUCUUGACACUACUAUUCUCUGUCUGGUGUUUGACGUCACUAUUUUGUAUGGAUGUUGUUCAUGCUAUGCUCUGAUUGGACGUUUCAUAUCGCUAUCAGCCCACACGUUCGUGUGCACACAGAAACACUUUCAACUUGAAUGUUUGAGCCAAAGUUUUCAAGUGUAAUAUAUCUACCAUUACCCUUUACCAUGCUAUCCUUGGGAAAUCCACUCACAAGCACACAAACAAUACUUAAUACAUUAUUAUAUACAAAGCCGUGUUACUUGGAGGAUGGGAAAUGUAUGAAAAUAAUCGCGGUCGUUUAAUAGGCAGUACUAAUCGAGUACAGCUGCAGCCACAAGUACAGAUAGCUGGUAAUUUGAAGUGUAAUGUUUGUACAAUAUCUAGAUUUCUAUUGCUGCAUAUAGUCCUUACAAUAUGGCGUUUUCUUGUGCAACAUGGUCUGCGUAACGGUCUUGUUUAUUGUUGCUUUAUUUUAUGAAUUGAAAGAACCAAACGGAUACCUGGCUUCUGAGAUAUAUUUUUAUACAUUGUUAAUAUUUAUAACCUUUUACAAUAUUGAAGAAUAAAUGAAUCACAACGUGGUUCGUGUCGUUCUGUGUUCAAGACUGGACUGGAGUGUAAUCAUAAGGCAGACAGUCCAGCUUGGUACAAGAUACGGUCAUCGGCAGAUCAUACGGUCUUCAUGUAUGCUUCU